Messenger RNA from Babesia bigemina, 252 nucleotides. RefSeq lists its product as hypothetical. The record is from RefSeq and is a predicted model, not a curated record. Bases 1 to 252 code for a protein of 83 amino acids. Lineage: Eukaryota; Apicomplexa; Aconoidasida; Piroplasmida; Babesiidae. The transcript has 4 exons.
AUGGUAAAGCUAAAGAAGGGCUCCAAACGUCAGGAGCUAUCCAGAAAGUAUAACAUUCAACGAAUGGUAGCUGCUCACAAAAAAAAAAUGCGGAGAAUAGCAAAGAAAGGGGAGAAAACAACGCCACGGAUUAAGCCACCUCAAAUCCCAAACUGCAUCUUUAAGCGUGAAGUGUUGGAAAACAUCAAACGUACCAAGCAGAUUAAUGACAAGCACGCGCAUAAAAGCAAAGACAAACAAACUGCUAUAUGA